AUGCUCAAGACGAGCUUCACGCAGCGAAAUGCUCGCUCAAGUGGCGGAAGUCGCGGACUGAAGGACACGGCCGACGAUGCUGCUGUGGCUGGCAUUUCCAUGCUCAAGGGCUUCGUUCGAUCGGCGCUCACCGCUGAGUCGACCUGUAUGCAGCGGCACAUCUGCGACGCGGCGGCGGCCGCCUCGCGAGAAAGUCGAGAGCUGGGCUACCUCAUUGCCCAGGUUGGAGGUUAUGCCUCCAGCUACGUGCUCGAUGGUCAGAAGGGCGCCACGCCCAAUGCCAGCUACGAGGCGGCACGAAUUGGCCGCAGCGGCGCCGACUGCAAGGCCGUCUACAGUAGCUGCGUGGAGAAGCAGGAGCUCUGA
This is a messenger RNA of Rhagoletis zephyria (snowberry fruit fly), 366 nucleotides long. RefSeq lists its product as uncharacterized. The record is from RefSeq and is a predicted model, not a curated record. NCBI's taxonomy places the organism in Eukaryota, Metazoa, Arthropoda, Insecta, Diptera, Tephritidae.